AUGUCGCUUAUGUUUAUAAUGUUUUUGUCUGUUUUGGUUGUAACAUGCAACGCAACAAAAGAUAUUUUCAUAUUGGCUGGACAAAGCAACAUGGCUGGUCUAGGAGGUGUUUAUAAUGAAAAAUGGGAUGGUGAUGUUCCACAAGAGUGUAAGCCAAGCCCAUCAGUUUUGAGACUAAAUGCAAAACUAGUUUGGGAAGAAGCACGUGAGCCUCUUCAUAGAGAUAUAGAUACGAGAAUAUCUUGGGGUAUUGGGCCCGGGCUUGCAUUUGCAAAUGAGAUAGUUAGAAUGAGAGGUGGCGGCGGAGGAAGAUAUGUUGUGGGACUUGUUCCCUGUGCGGUUGGUGGGACGAGAAUUGAAGAGUGGAGAAAGGGUUCUCGGUUGUAUAAUCGAUUGGUGAAACGAAGUAUUAAAUCGGUGAAGAAUGGUGGUGUAAUAAGAGCACUUGUUUGGUAUCAAGGUGAGAGUGAUACUGUAAGAGAAGAAGAUGCUAAGGCUUAUAAGACUAGAAUGGAAAGGUUUAUUCAUAAUAUUCGAUCAGAUCUUAAACUACCAAAUCUUCUUGUUAUUCAGGUAGCACUUGCAUCAGGAGAUGGAAAGUUCGUAAAUAUGGUGAGAUAUGCUCAAUUGAGUAUCAAACUUCCUAAUGUGAGGUGCGUUGAUGCUAAAGGACUGCGUCUUAAGGGAGAUAAUCUUCACCUUACAUCAACGUCUGAGGUUCAUUUGGGCAUCCAGUUAGCUCAUGCCUAUCUUGCCUCCACCAAUCAUCACUUUAAUUAUACACAAAUUAGCUAG
Messenger RNA from Vicia faba (fava bean), 795 nucleotides. NCBI's taxonomy places the organism in Eukaryota, Viridiplantae, Streptophyta, Magnoliopsida, Fabales, Fabaceae. The record is from the annotation of a GenBank genome assembly.